Molecule: messenger RNA, 1194 nt
Organism: Puntigrus tetrazona (Sumatra barb)
Lineage: Eukaryota; Metazoa; Chordata; Actinopteri; Cypriniformes; Cyprinidae
Product: complexin-4-like
Exons: 3
Coding region: 168-647 (159 amino acids)
Biological process (GO): regulation of neurotransmitter secretion; synaptic vesicle exocytosis; neurotransmitter transport
Cellular component (GO): SNARE complex; terminal bouton
Molecular function (GO): syntaxin binding
Source: RefSeq, a predicted model, not a curated record
AUUACCAGUCAACAGUGCGCCCUUGAUAACAGACAGGCAGGUCGGUUAGCCUAGCUCCAAUUAUACCACCAGCAAUCCAUCCGAGGGACUUCUCUGGACUUUCACCGAAAGAUACCAGGAAAUCGCAACUCGACGUCAAGCUUGAGAAUCCAGCGGGGUAAAAAAUAAUGGCAUUUCUAAUCAAAAGUAUGGUGGGGAACCCACUGAAAGGAAUGGGAUUCGGUGGAGGAGAGGAAAAGGCUGAGGAGGAGACCCCCAAGGACCCUGCAGCGGCUGCCGGUAUGACUAGAGAAGAAUAUGAGGAGUACCAGAAACAACUAGUGGAGGAGAAAAUGGAAAGAGAUGCAGACUUCUUGCACAAGAAAGCGGAGAGGGCCACUCUGAGGGUUUGUCUGCGAGAAAAAUACAGACUUCCCAAAAGCGAGCAGGACGAUAACAUGAUCCAGAUGGCUGGAGAUGACGUGGACGUUCCCGAGGAGCUGCUGAAGAUGGUGGAUGAGGAUGCCACGGAGGAGGAGGAGAAGGACUCCAUCCUGGGGCAGAUGCAGAACUUACAGAACAUGGACAUGGAUCAGAUAAAAGAGAAAGCCAGUGCUACGCUGACGGAGAUGAAGUCCAAGGCCGAGGAGAAGUGUUCCGUCAUGUAGAGGUUUAGCAAAUUCACACCUGAAUGCAAACCAGGUCGGGUUUUUGAAACGGUUUGGAUACAAAAACCAGGUCGGGUUUUUGAAAUACAGUACUUUUUUGACAUGUCUUUAAAUUAAAUUGAAUUUGAAGGCAUGCCAGAGGAAGUUCUACAAGAAAAAAAAAAAGCUGCAAGAUUCUGGCUCUAGAUCAGCUUUUCAGCUUCUCUUGCUUGGCUCCCAAUUUCUCCGUAGGACUUUUUCUAUCGUAUUUGUUGUUUGAAUGAACGAUGUUGUAGUCUAUUUCCUCCUCUUCGUUUUUUUUUUUGUUGUCGCAAUAUUACCUGUAAAUAUAUCUAACAAACAUCUAACUUGAACCUGAGGCGGAGAAGCUAUGUUUAAAUCCCCCUCCUGCUUUUUUGCACAAGGGAUGAGAUGAAUGUUAUUCUGUUAUUUCUUGUUCAUCGGCACGUAUGAUGUUGUAAUGCUCGUUAGGAUUCUUUAUGUAUUAAGUUUUUAUGUGAGGUAAAUAGGCAUGAAUCGGAUUGUAAACAGAUUAAACGCACGAAUA